Messenger RNA from Neopsephotus bourkii (Bourke's parrot), 1412 nucleotides. RefSeq names its product pyrimidinergic receptor P2Y6 (gene P2RY6). Gene Ontology annotation, biological process: cellular response to pyrimidine ribonucleotide; phospholipase C-activating G protein-coupled receptor signaling pathway. Bases 95 to 1105 code for a protein of 336 amino acids. Gene Ontology annotation, cellular component: plasma membrane. Gene Ontology annotation, molecular function: G protein-coupled ADP receptor activity; G protein-coupled UDP receptor activity; G protein-coupled UTP receptor activity. The transcript has 2 exons. The record is from RefSeq and is a predicted model, not a curated record. Lineage: Eukaryota; Metazoa; Chordata; Aves; Psittaciformes; Psittacidae.
CCGGCGGCCGGAGGCUGCGGGGCGGCCCCGGGCUCUGAGCUCCGCUGCUGCCGCCCGGGCGCAUCCCGCUGCCGGUACUGCUGAAGGGCCAUCAAUGGGGGACACCACCACCAUGGCCAACUCGACAGCCCUUGUGGGCGCUGGGAGGAACUCAUGCACCUUCCACGAGGAGUUCAAGCAGGUCCUGCUGCCCUUGGUCUACUCCGUGGUGUUCAUGAUGGGGUUGCCCUUGAACGCCAUGGUCAUCGGGCAGAUCUGGGUGGCCCGUAAGGCGCUCAGCCGCAGCAUGAUCUAUAUGCUGAACCUGGCCGUGGCUGACCUGCUCUACGUCUGCUCCCUCCCUCUCCUCAUCUACAACUACACCCAGAAGGAUUAUUGGCCUUUUGGGGACUUCACCUGCAAGUUCAUCCGCUUCCAGUUCUACACCAACCUCCACGGCAGCAUCCUCUUCCUCACCUGCAUCAGCGUCCAGCGGUACCUGGGCAUCUGCCACCCGUUGGCCUCAUGGCACAAGAAGAAGGGGAAGAAGCUGACGUGGUUGGUGUGUGCUGCAGUGUGGUUCAUUGUCAUCGCCCAGUGCCUGCCCACCUUUGUCUUCGCUUCCACCGGUACCCAAAGGAACCGCACUGUCUGCUAUGACCUGAGCCCACCGGAUCGCUCCUCUGCCUACUUCCCCUAUGGCAUCACCCUCACGGUGACCGGCUUCCUGCUGCCCUUCAUGGCCAUCCUCGCCUGCUACUGCAGCAUGGCCAGGAUCCUGUGCCAGAAGGACGAGCUGAUCGGCUUGGUGGUGCACAAGAGGAAGGACAAAGCCGUGCGGAUGAUCAUCAUCGUGGUCAUCGUCUUCUCCAUCAGUUUCUUCCCCUUCCACCUCACCAAGACCAUCUACCUGAUUGUCCGCUCCUCGCCCAGCCUGUCCUGCUCGGCUCUGCAGGCGUUUGCCACUGCCUACAAGUGCACACGUCCCUUUGCCAGCAUGAACAGUGUCCUCGACCCCAUCCUCUUCUACUUCACCCAGCGCAAGUUCCGUGAGAGCACCCGUUACCUCCUGGACAAGAUGAGCAGCAAGUGGCGCCAUGACCAUUGCAUUACCUAUGGCUCCUAGGUGAGGACAAGGGACACCCCGGUGUCACCAGGAUCAGCCAUGGGGCAGUUUGGGCUUUAAGCUCCACAGAACAGAGAUGGCUUCAGCUGGGGACAUCCUGGAGGACAAGAGGAUGGUAUCUCCCAAGCUUUCAGCACUUUCAUCUCCACUGCAGCAGCACAGUAUUAACCCCAUCAUGGCACAGAUCCAGUGUCCUCUGGCUUGGUUGCUCAGUUUGAGCAGCUUAGCACCAUGGCUCCUUCGUGGCCAAGCCACCAAUGCAAUAAAAACUACUGGUGGGACCAUGGAGAGCAUGGUGGGACCAUGG